AGUUGACAGGUGGGGUGGCACUCGCUUGUCAACUCAUUAAUUUUAAAACAGUCAGUUUGGGAGUGCUGCAGGAUAGUCGGGAGGGCUGUGGGAAGGCAAGAGGUGGCCUCCGGGAUGCCGGUGGUGGGGGGAGAAAAGAGAAGCCUCCAAAAGCUUGGAGGCAAAUUUGCGUUUGGGCUCCUGGUCCUUGCAGCCCUUCCGCUUUGAGUGAGGGAAAACACUUUUUGUGUGUGUGUGCGUUAAGACUCAGCGUGGAGAGAAAGCCUCCGUCCCAGGGGAGGAGAGGCGUCUGCAGCGGACAGAGACCGCAGCUACCUGCCGGGUGCGCCCCCCACCCCAGGCGCGCUCUCUUUGGUCCCCCCCUUUCUCUCCCGCCCCCACCUCCUUAUUGGUGCUGGUUUGCAGCGCUCGGCUCCUGCGCCUUCGCUUCGCGUUUGAAUCUGGCUUGCCCCUCCGUAUUAUGUCUGCACUCCGAAGGAAAUUUGGGGACGAUUACCAGGUAGUGACCACCUCGUCCAGCGGCUCGGGCUUGCAGCCCCAGGGGCCGGGCCAGGGCCCGCAGCAGCAGCUUGUGCCCAAGAAGAAGCGGCAGCGGUUCGUGGACAAGAACGGCCGGUGCAAUGUUCAGCACGGCAACCUGGGCAGCGAGACGAGCCGCUACCUCUCGGACCUCUUCACCACCCUGGUGGACCUCAAGUGGCGCUGGAACCUCUUCAUUUUCAUCCUCACCUACACUGUGGCCUGGCUCUUCAUGGCGUCCAUGUGGUGGGUGAUCGCCUACACUCGGGGCGACCUGAACAAAGCCCAUGUCGGCAACUAUACGCCCUGCGUGGCCAAUGUCUAUAACUUCCCUUCCGCCUUCCUCUUCUUCAUCGAGACCGAGGCCACCAUCGGCUAUGGCUAUCGCUACAUCACCGACAAGUGCCCCGAAGGCAUCAUCCUCUUCCUCUUCCAGUCCAUUCUCGGCUCCAUCGUGGACGCCUUCCUCAUCGGCUGCAUGUUCAUCAAGAUGUCCCAGCCCAAGAAGCGCGCGGAGACCCUUAUGUUUAGCGAGCACGCGGUGAUCUCCAUGAGGGACGGGAAACUCACGCUCAUGUUCCGAGUGGGCAACCUGCGCAACAGCCACAUGGUCUCCGCGCAGAUCCGCUGUAAGCUACUCAAAUCUCGGCAGACACCUGAGGGUGAGUUCCUUCCCCUUGAUCAACUUGAACUGGAUGUAGGUUUUAGUACAGGGGCAGAUCAACUUUUUCUUGUUUCCCCCCUCACAAUUUGCCACGUGAUCGAUGCCAAAAGCCCCUUUUAUGACCUAUCCCAGCGAAGCAUGCAAAGUGAACAGUUCGAGAUUGUCGUCAUCCUAGAAGGCAUUGUGGAAACAACUGGGAUGACUUGUCAAGCUCGAACGUCAUACACUGAAGACGAAGUUCUUUGGGGUCAUCGUUUUUUUCCUGUAAUUUCCUUAGAAGAAGGAUUCUUUAAAGUUGAUUACUCCCAGUUCCAUGCAACAUUUGAAGUCCCCACCCCACCGUACAGUGUGAAAGAACAGGAGGAAAUGCUACUUAUGUCGUCCCCUUUAAUAGCACCAGCCAUAACUAACAGCAAAGAAAGACACAAUUCUGUGGAAUGCUUAGAUGGACUUGAUGACAUUAGUACCAAACUUCCAUCUAAGCUACAGAAAAUUACUGGAAGAGAAGACUUUCCCAAAAAACUCUUAAGAAUGAGUUCUACAACUUCUGAAAAAGCCUACAGCUUGGGAGAUUUGCCCAUGAAACUUCAACGAAUAAGUUCAGUACCUGGCAAUUCAGAAGAAAAACUGGUAUCCAAAACCACCAAAAUGUUGUCCGAUCCCAUGAGCCAGUCAGUGGCUGAUUUGCCACCAAAGCUUCAAAAGAUGGCAGGAGGAGCAGCCAGGAUGGAAGGGAAUCUUCCAGCAAAAUUAAGAAAAAUGAACUCGGAUAGAUUCACAUAACAAAACACCCCUUCAGGCAUUAUUUACUGUUUGAUUUAGUAAUAGUCCCAUAUCUGGUGGAUGAGAUCAUCCUCUCUAAGGAAUCUGAAAGGUACAUUUCCCCCGAGUCAUAUAUGCAUAUUUGAGAACCCUUCCUUUUCAAAUAUUGCUACUGUGCAGAAAGGAAAAGUUGUGAAGGGAGAACACCACAAGGAGGUUCUUAUUAACGGGCAUGUAUUAUCACAUCCAGCAUGCAAUAACGUGCAAAUUUUGCAUUUAGUUUUAUGGCAUGAUUUCUAUAUGGUAUAUUUAUAUUGUAUAUUCUGGAAAAUGUAUAUAUAUAUAUAUACAUAUAUAUAUAUUUAAAGAGGUGGUACUCUCCACAACAUUUCUAAAAUAUGUAUUAAGCCAAACAUGAAUCAAUAGCUUUC
Molecule: messenger RNA, 2376 nt
Organism: Camelus dromedarius (Arabian camel)
Lineage: Eukaryota; Metazoa; Chordata; Mammalia; Artiodactyla; Camelidae
Gene: KCNJ3
Product: potassium inwardly rectifying channel subfamily J member 3
Exons: 3
Coding region: 461-1966 (501 amino acids)
Biological process (GO): regulation of monoatomic ion transmembrane transport; potassium ion import across plasma membrane
Cellular component (GO): plasma membrane
Molecular function (GO): G-protein activated inward rectifier potassium channel activity
Source: RefSeq, a predicted model, not a curated record